CACGUGACAGUUUUCCGCAAUCACAUGACUGGCCAAAAGUUGGAUCGCCAAAACAAACAACUGGCUCGAGGAGGAGGCACUGGAAUGGCAGAUUGGACAAAGUUAAGCUGACCGUGGAGUGUGAAUAUUUUUAAAUGAACCCGCGGGACAUGCCAGAGAUUGCAUUAGGAUCCUCUGAGAUAAAAUGGCGUUGUUAUUGCCAUCAUCUGUUCUUUUGGUCCUGGUUUUCCUCACAGCUGAAUUGACCUUCUCUACAGGAAGCAAUACAUGUGUUGCCAGAAACUUUGGCCAUGACUCAGUGGUGUGUGAGUGUAAUUCAACCUACUGUGACAGUGUUGGAUCAGUCAUCUUGCCCCCACUGGGCCGGUACUCCUCCUACCUGACCAGCAUGGCCGGCAACAGACUGGAGGCAGGCCGGGGUCAGGUCCAGGUGAACAGCAGCGGUGCAGAGCUCAGGUUGACUAUUGUUCCCUACCAGAAGUACCAAAAGAUCAAGGGAUUCGGUGGAGCUAUGACAGACGCAGCAGCUGUUAACAUCCUGUCUCUUUCUGCUGGUGCACAGGACCAGCUGCUGCAGCAGUACUUUUCCCCUGAAGGUAUUGGCUACAGCGUGGUGCGUGUUCCCAUGGCCAGCUGUGACUUCUCCACCCGUCUGUACACGUACGCUGACACACCUGGAGACUAUAACCUGGACAAUUUCACCCUGGCCCCAGAGGACAUCAAGAUGAAGAUCCCUCUCCUGCAGCGUGCUCAGGCCUUGUCUCCUCGCCCCCUGUCUCUGCUGGCCAGCGCCUGGAGCGCCCCCGCCUGGAUGAAAACUAACGGUGCUCUCAUAGGAAAGGGCUCCCUGAAGGGCCAACCUGGGGGCAAGGAGCACAAAACCUGGGCUCAGUACUAUAUCAGGUUCCUUGAGGAAUAUGCUAAAUAUAACUUGACCUUCUGGGCUUUGACCACAGGGAAUGAGCCCUCUGCAGGACAGAUAACAAACUACAGUUUCCAGGCUCUUGGCUUCACUCCUGAGGAGCAGAGAGACUGGGUGGCUCUGGACCUAGGCCCUGCCCUGCAAGCUUCUUCACACCCACGCACACAUGUCCUCAUACUGGAUGACAACCGCCUGCUGCUGCCUCACUGGGCUAAAGUGGUCCUAAAUGACAUUCAUGCAGGAAGGUACAUUCAUGGCGUUGCAGUUCACUGGUACAUGGACAGCCUUGUCCCAGCAGAGAUAAGCCUGGGAGUCACCCAUCAUCUCUACCCAGAGUAUUACCUGUUUGCCACAGAGGCCUGCUCUGGCUGGAGCCCACUGGACAGAGGGGUGAAGCUGGGCAGUUGGGACAGGGCUGAACAGUACGCACAUGAUAUUAUAGAGGACUUAAAUCAUUAUGUGGUGGGGUGGACUGACUGGAAUCUGGCAUUGGACCAGACUGGUGGGCCAAACUGGGUUAAAAACUUUGUGGACAGUCCUGUUAUAGUGGAUGCGCAGCGAGAUGUCUUCUACAAGCAGCCAAACUUCUACAGCAUGGCCCACUUCAGCAAGUUCCUGUGGGAAGGGUCUCAGAGAGUGGGUGUGACCGCCAGUCGGGAAACAGACCUGGAAUACUCUGCCUUCAUCAGACCAGAUGGCUCAGUAGUGCUCAUCAUACUCAACAGGUCAUCAUCAAUGAUCCACUUUGAGGUAUGGCAUCCCGCUGUGGGCUACAUCUCCUCCACUUCACCAGCUCAUUCAUUGCUCACACUUGCGUGGAACACACACUGAGCGUUAAUACAAGUUCACAUUUGUUUCAACAUCAA
Molecule: messenger RNA, 1788 nt
Organism: Etheostoma spectabile (orangethroat darter)
Lineage: Eukaryota; Metazoa; Chordata; Actinopteri; Perciformes; Percidae
Gene: gba1
Product: glucosylceramidase beta 1
Exons: 12
Coding region: 185-1753 (522 amino acids)
Biological process (GO): glucosylceramide catabolic process
Molecular function (GO): glucosylceramidase activity
Source: RefSeq, a predicted model, not a curated record